GCAGUGUGUUGUUUUCUGCAAUGGGUGUAAAGAUAUGAUUGCCAUGGAGGAUAUUUACUGACAGUUGGUUGGCAUGAAGAUAGUUUACACUCCCUGUUUUUUUUUUUGCCAGGUGUGCAAUAUUCAGAUCUGAAGCAGGAAAGGAAUUCCAGAUCCAGCCAGGGUGGAUUUACUGUGCCUGCCAGCAGCUCCUUAAAGAUGCUGGUUUUCCCCACCCUCUGAACUGUAGCUGAAUGGUAAACAUAUUUUCCAGAGACCAUGUCCAUUAUGUUAUCACCCGGGUGCUUCUUGAUUACUGGAGGCUUGAGAACAUAGCUGAAGCUGCUACUUCACACCCCGAGGCUGAAGGAGCAGACAAGAGGCUUGAACCUUGAGGUGGUGGUUAACUCUAAGAUGUCCUUGAGCGGUGGAGCUACCGGAGGGAAAGGAGUGGAUGCAAACCCAGUUGAGACAUAUGACAGUGGGGAUGAAUGGGACAUUGGAGUAGGGAAUCUCAUCAUUGACCUGGACGCGGAUUUGGAGAAGGACCAACAGAAAUUAGAAAUGUCUGGCUCCAAGGAGGUGGGCCUGCCAGCCCCAAAUGCUGUGGCGACAUUACCAGAGAACAUCAAGUUUGUGACUCCAGUGCCAGGUCCACAGAGCAAGGAAGGGAAAUCCAAAUCCAAACGGAGUAAGAGUAGCAAGGACAACGGCAAGGCUGCCCCGGGAUCCUCCCUGUUUACGCCAAGUGAAGGGACCACUGGCAAGAAGGAGGUUCAGGGGCGCUCAGGGGAUGGUGUGAACACUGGGGGUUUGGUGGCCACCAUUGCCCCCAAAGGCUCUGAGAAAUCAGCCAAGACUUCUCGCAGCGUGGCGAACUCCAAGAAGGAGAAGGAAGGUGGCUCUUCCAAGAGUAAGAAAGAAAGGAGUGAGGGUGUGGGUGCUCCCGCAGAAAAGGAGCCCACUGUACUCCAACCUCUUGCCUUGGCGGUCAGGGUGGGGCAAUACGAUGGUGGCCAAGGAUCGGAUCCUACCGCUGCCGCCGAGCAGCUUGGAGGUAUAGCUAUUGACACGGGAUCUGCGCUCAAUCCCUUGGGAGUUAAAUCAGAACUGGAAGACGGGGACAGCGAGUGCCGACAGCUCAAAAAAGUCAAAUCGGAGAAGAUGGAGUCUCCUGUGUCCACCCCUGCAGUGCUACCACUGCAUCUUCUUGUCCCCGUUGUUAACAGUGAUAUCUCAUCACCUUGUGAACAGAUAAUGGUACGCACUCGCUCUGUAGGGGUGAACACCUGUGAUGUGGCGCUAGCUACUGAACCAGAGUGCCUGGGCCCCUGUGAACCUGGCACCAGCGUUAAUCUGGAAGGCAUCGUAUGGCAGGAGACAGAAGACGGCAUGCUGGUGGUGAACGUUACCUGGAGGAAUAAGACAUAUGUGGGAACACUACUGGAUUGCACACAGCAUGAUUGGGCACCACCCAGAUUCUGUGACUCUCCCACCAGUGACCUGGAGAUGCGGAAUGGCCGUGGGAGGGGCAAGCGUGUGCGUCCCAACAGCAACCCUCCAGUGGCCGAAAGCACAGCAGCCACGGAUACCAAAAGUUCCAGCAACAGUAGCAAGACUCGGGCAGGGACCAACAGCAAAGGACGCCGAGGAAGCCAGAACUCCUCGGAGCACCGCCUCCCCACCAGUGGCACUUCGGAAGAGGUCAAGGCCAGCCCUUCUUCCGUGACCAAGCGAAAGAGCAAGCCUCUCUCUGACAUGGAAGUGAAUUCCAGUUCUGAGGACUCCAAGGGAAGCAAACGUGUCCGCACAAAUUCCAUGGGCUCAACGACGACACCUUUAGUUGUGGCGGCAGCUGCGGCGGCAGCAGCAGCCAACACAGCCGUCAAAGUGGAGCCUGCCAUUUUGGAUAGGAACUGUCCCUCUCCUAUACUCAUUGACUGCCCCCAUCCCAACUGCAGCAAAAAAUACAAGCACAUUAAUGGACUCAAGUAUCACCAGGCCCAUGCGCAUACUGAUGACGACAGCAAGCCUGAGGCCGAUGGGGAUAGUGAGUAUGGAGAGGACCCCUCUCUUCCGACUGACUUGAGCAGCUGCAACGGUGCUUCCGGGAGCCAGAAGGGCUCCCUUUCCCCAGCCCGCUCAACGACGCCCAAAGUGCGGCUGUUAGAACCGCACAGUCCCUCGCCAUCCAACAAGUUCAACCUCAAAGCCACUUGCAAGAAGAAAUUAGUUGCCGAAGGUGAUCCCGAUUCUGGUGCUCUUUCUAAUGACGGUUCUGAGGAUGGUCCUUUGAUACCCGACGAGACGAGCAACGACGGCUUUGACUCUGUAGAAAAGAGGACGGGGGAGAAAGAAAAGACGAAAAAGCUGGUCGGCAUCAAGGCCGAGAAGAUCAGUUCCAAGAGCAUCAAGUCUGCCCGGCCCAUCGCCCCAGCCAUCCCCCCUCAGAUCUACACUUUCCAGGCAGCCACGUUCACCGCUGCUAGCCCUGGCUCCUCCACGGGUCUCACCACGACUGUCGUGCAGGCCAUGCCCAACAGCCCCCAGCUGAAGCCCAUUCAGCCUAAGCCAACGGUAAUGGGCGAGCCUUUCGCCGUCAGCCCAACACUGACCCCCGUCAAGGACAAGAAAAAGAAAGACAAGAAAAAAAAGGAACCCAAGGAAGUGGAGAGCCCCUUGACCCCCGGGAAAGGGUGUCGGGCUGAGGAAGGCAAAAGUCCCUUCCGCGGGGAGCCCGGCGAUCUCGGGGCGAAGGGAGAGAGCCUCCUCAACGGUUCCUCUGACCCCCACCAGAGCCGCCUGGCCAGCAUCAAGGCCGAGGCAGAUAAAAUCUACAGUUUCACUGACAAUGCCCCAAGCCCGUCAAUCGGGGGGACCAGCCGGCUAGACAGUACGGCUCCCGCCCAGCCCAUGACUCCCCUUCAUGUGGUCACCCAAAAUGGGGCCGAAGCCAGCUCCGUGAAGACAAAUAGCCCUGCCUACUCCGACAUCUCAGACGCCGGGGAGGAUGGGGAAGGGAAGUUGGAGAGCAUGAAGGCCAAGGACCCUGAUCAGAUGGCCAAGGAAGGGGCCAAGAAAGCCCUCUUCCCUGCUCAGCCCCAGAGCAAGGAAUCUCCGUAUUACCCAGGUUUUGAGGCCUACUAUUCGCCAGGUUACGCCCAGUCGAGCUCCAGCCCCAUUAACCCCAGCAACCAAACGUCCAUCGAUAGCCAGGCGCUGAAGCUGAAGAAAGACGAAGAGCCACCGAGCCCAGAGGUAAAGGUGAAGAAUGAGGCCUGCGAGGAGAAGAAGGCCGAGUUGGGCCCCUCCAGCCAGCAGCCCUCUGUCAUCCAGCAGAGGUCCAACAUGUACAUGCAGUCCCUGUAUUACAACCAAUACGCCUACGUGCCUCCCUACGGCUACAGCGAGCAAGGCUAUCACACCCACUUGCUCAGCACGAACCCAGCCUAUCGGCAACAGUACGAAGAUCAGCAGAAGCAGCGCCAGAGUCUGGAGCAGCAGCAGCAGCAGCAGCAGCGUGCGCUGGACAAAAAGGUGGACCUGGGCCUGAAGGAAAGAGAGGUGAUCCUGAAGGAGGAGUGGAAGCAGAAGGCUUCUCUCCCACCCACUCUGACCAAAGCACCCAGCUUAACUGACCUGGUCAAACCUGGACUCAGUAAGGCCAAGGACCAAGGAAGUGAUGUAGCCAAGUCGGUCAUUAUCCCCAAAUUAGAGGACUCCACAAAACUCCAAGGCCAGGCUCUAGAAGGCCUCAAGGGGAAAUUAAACGAAAGCCAUCUCGGCAAAGAGACGGCAGACUCGAAGGCAGGUUUGGACUGUGGUCGGCAGGCUGAGGUGGACCCGGUACUUUGGUACAGACAGGAGGCUGAACCCCGCAUGUGGACAUACGUUUACCCCGCUAAAUACCCUGACAUCAAAAUGGAGGAUGAGCGGUGGAAGGAAGAGAGGGAGCGAAAGUUAAAAGAGGAGAGGAGCCGCGGCAAAGAAUCCCUCGGGAAGGAGGACGGGAAAGAGAGCAUCAACUCUGACUGCAAAAUGCCUUCCAGCGAGGACUCGCGCCUAAUGGGGAAAGACGCCAGAUCCGGCACCCAUGUGCCCGUGUCCUCCCCCCUCACCCAGCACCAGUCCUACAUCCCCUACAUGCACGGCUACUCCUACAGUCAGUCGUACGACCCCGGCCAUCCCAGUUAUCGUGGCAUGCCAACUGUCAUGAUGCAGAACUAUCCAGGCUCUUACCUUCCUUCCAGCUACUCCUUCUCCCCGUACGGCAGCAAAUCCUCGGGAAGCGAAGAGAGCGAAAAAUCCCGAGCUAGUCCUAUUAUCGGCUGUAAAUCCAGCUCUGAAUCCAAGGCCCUGGACAUCUUGCAGCAACACGCCAGCCACUACAAGAGCAAAUCCCCAACGAUAAGCGAGAAGGCCUCUCAGGAGCGCAGCGGCUGCGGGAUAGGAGGAAGCAGCGCAGGCUGCAGCAGCCUAGGGGGAGCCAGUGGCGCGGAGAGAAGCGUUGACCGGCCUCGCUCCUCCCCUUCACAGCGUCUGAUGUCUACGCAUCACCAUCAUC
Thamnophis sirtalis is the source of this 4543-nucleotide messenger RNA. The record is from RefSeq and is a predicted model, not a curated record. Lineage: Eukaryota; Metazoa; Chordata; Lepidosauria; Squamata; Natricidae.